AUGUCCUUUCUCAUGAGACUGAAGCAGGGAGACAUGCGUGCAGGGAAAGAGGGACGCCUCGUGUGUUUUGUACAGUACCUGCAAGAGUCGGUUUUUGGGCUGCUCCACUGGGCGCUGAUAGCAGGCUCCUAUGUAGUGGGAGGAGCGUAUGGCUGGGUAUUGUUUGUCGCCAUCACUCUGUGGAUCCUCACCACCGUCCUCUUCUUCGUCAUCCUGUUUGGUGUCACACAAAAACUGCCUGCUGUCCCAUGGCCCCUGACGGUGAUGGUGUAUUUUAGCGCAGCCACAGUCCUCUAUCUCACUGCUUUCAUCACCAACGCAGCUCAUGUGAUUCCCUACCACUGGUAUAUCUAUGGACGAUUGGCAGCUGCUGCAUUCUUUGGUGCUGCGGUCACCUUGGUGUACGCGGCCAGUGCUUUCUUCUCCUACUUGGACUGGAAGGGGGACGGAGGAAACGCCGCCACCAACACAGUGCCGACUUAGGGCUGUGCGGCCAGCGGUGCCCCUCCCAGGAACAACGCUCACAAAACUCAGAUCCUGACUGAGGCGAACCCUGAUAAUAACCACGAGAUGAAACCUGUUCCAGGUGGUUUAUUGUUUUAGCCAUCCCAGUAACACAGUAAAUAUACUGUAUUAAUACUACGAAAUGUAAUAAUCCCAGAUUGCAUUAAAAAUACACUUGAAUUAUUAUGUACAUAAAGUUAUAAAUUUC
Neolamprologus brichardi is the source of this 712-nucleotide messenger RNA. The record is from RefSeq and is a predicted model, not a curated record. NCBI's taxonomy places the organism in Eukaryota, Metazoa, Chordata, Actinopteri, Cichliformes, Cichlidae.